AUCAUGUGCCGGCCACAUGUACGCCGCGAUGACAUCACCCCGAGGCGACACAACAACGCCAUGCUAAAAGGGCCUCAUUCACAACUGCUGUUUAACUGGUGCUAAAUAACGCCUGUGUAAGUUAAAUAGAGGGUGCCUCAGCAACAUAAGCUGUCCACCAACACACACAACCCCGCAUUCGUUUCAGUGUAAGACUUUGCAAAAGCAUUAUAUAUGGAUAGUUAUUACAGCGGUGCAUCCAGUAGGGAGAGAGCGGAUUAAGGAGAAUGAGCUACCCGGGCCAGAUUUAACCGGGAAGGAGAAGUGAGAAUUUGUGGUGUUUGCAGAAGGAUGUGCUGCUUCAUACGCUGUACAAGGCAGGAUUACUGUUAAGGUAGUACUCUGGCUUGUGAGGACACGCACUCUCCCCCUUCUCUUAACCGCAGACACACACUGAUUGAAAUACAAGCACCCCUCCCCCCCACUCACCCACACACACACAUUUAUCUUCUUUGCCCUUUUGUAAUACACUGUACAAGCAGAAACACACACCUCUCGUCUGCUUUCACCAGCCUCUUUGGGGCGAAAACUACAAGCCAAAGUGUGACAUCACCUCUGAGCUGCACUCGUUACCAAGGUGAUGGGAUUUUUUUCCCUAUAAAAUAAAAGAACCAAAAAAAGGUUUGCCAUGUCCUUGACUUCAAGUUCUAACCUUUAAACUGUCUCGUGUCUCUAUCUUCGCAUUUAAUAUUAUUAGAGAAACAACUAUUCCCAUGAUGGAAGUCUAUCUUUGCUGCAGCUCUACUCAUCUGCUGUCCAUUAGCCUAUUUGUGAAUGUCCCGUGCAUGAGCUGCAGUGCUGCAGUAUUCUGCAGUAAUUAGUCCGAACAUAUAGUGUCGCCACUGCUGCAGCUUUUAAAAAAUAAAGACUUACGCACAAAAUGAACAGAAUUGGCGGAAUACGAUGGGAUUUUGUAGAGGAAUAUAAUAGGAGGGUGGGUGUGCAUGUGUGAUAGACAGAUAAAGAUAGAGAGGCUUGAAGGAGAGACAGGAAGAGUCCAGUCAAGUGUCUGCCGGCUGCCGGCUGCAUUUACAGAAGGGCUCUUAUCAGAUUUGGGCAAUCACAAAGUCAGACAGGGUGAGGCAGAAAAGCAGAUGAGGGAAAGAGCGAACACUCAGUGUGCAUAUCAUGAAGGACUGCUUUAGAGAGGCGAGACAGCCAGACAUCCCAUGAGGCAUGUGCCUUUCUCCAUGCAUGAAUUUCUUUUUUUGAGCAGCGAGACUGGAGCUUGUGAUCACUCAUCACCACAGCUCAACCAAGGCACAGGAAGCAAGGAGGAUCCUCAAACACCACAGAGCUGCUUAAAAAAAAAUCCCAGCUCUGGGUGGGAGAGAGGACAGACAUGCACAGGUGCUGCUAGAGAGAGAGAGAGAGAGAGAGAGAGAGAGAGAGAGAGAGAGAAGGGAGCAGAGAGAAAAGAGAAAGAGAGAGAGAGAGAGAGAGAGAGGAAGAAGAAGAGGGGGGGUUGAGGGGACGUGUAGGAGGAGACUUGACUUGCUUCAGAAGGGAAUAGGAGCCGGAGUGCAAUUCCAAAACAGCUGUCCGGCAGACGUCCCAGUCGACAGAAGUGCAGCCCCGAGGCAGAGACAGGAGGCAGGGCAGUGUCAACAUGCCACAGGAGCAGCAAAGCAGCCACUGAACACACACAUACAGACACACAUCAACCUGGGGCUGCAGCAUUCGGCAGAGCACCAGGAACCUGAGGAAGUAUCAAGAUCUGCCCAUCGGAAUAUCUGAGGAACGUGGCCAUUUGACCUUUCUACAUCAUCGGACAUCACCAGUCCUGCUUGGAAUCCCAUUUCCUGAUCGAUGCCGCAAUUGCUGAAAUUAUUUUUGGAGUCCUGCAUGACCGGUGUGUUACUGAGAAUGUAACUCGAGCUUCUCCCCUGGGGAACUGUAACAUCCAGAACUUAUAGAGCACUUCCGACUUUUCUAUCCUGCAUAUCUGAGACCUCUUCUGCAGUUACAGCCAUGCCAGCAAAAGCGCCCAUAUACCUGAAACCCAACAAUAAUAAGAAGGGAAAGAAAUGUCGCCUCAGAGAUAUUUUGUCCCCAGACAUGAUCAGUCCACCGCUUGGGGACUUUCGCCACACCAUCCACAUUGGCAAGGGUGGGGAGAGAGAUGCCUUCGGAGACAUGUCUUUCCUCCAGGGAAAGUAUGAACUCCUACCCGGGAAGGGGGACAUCCAUCCUCAGUAUGGUAUCCAAAGUGAGUUUCUGAGAGCUAACAGCACCGGUGAUGCUUCCUUUGCCGAAACCCCUUCUCCGGUGCUCAAGAACGCCAUCUCCCUCCCAACUAUUGGUGGCUGCCAGGCACUUACCCUGCCUCUGAUCUCCUCCACUGUGUUCUCCAUGCCUCCGGAGCCGUUGGAGGACAUCAUUGGGCCUACAGCUCCCAUGAAACCUGACAGCACAGAGGAGGUAGAGAUCCUGCAGAUGGACGCUUUGUUGCGCUCCAUGGACGUCUUCAGCAGCGAGCCUUCGUCUCCCUCCAAGGAUAUCCAGUCGAAGCCAGACGUCCUCCUGGAUCUGCUGAAAAACACAGAUAAGUCCACCUCUAAGGCAGUUGCCAAAGCGAACAAAAUAAACAAGAGUGAAACCAGGUUUGACAAGCCAUCCUCCUAUUAUAUCACCGGUCACAGCAACAGCACCUUCAAAGCCAAUGGAAGCCUGAACAGCAACACAAGCAGCGACAGCUUUGACAGCUUUAUCGGUAAAGGAGACUUCCAGAACAAGAUCUGCAACGGCAGCCUCAAUGGCAAUGGCAACUGCAAUGGUUAUGGACAUUAUAACAAUGACAUUACUAUGGGGUUCAAGCAGGAGCUCUCAAAGUGCAAUGGAGAGUGGGUGGACAGGGACAGUGGGGUGGAGGAGGGCCGCAUCUGUGAUUUUGAGUUUGAGUUUUCCAAGGAGAAGAGCACGUCACAGGAUUCCCUCGCCCAGAUCACGGGGUCAUUCCUCUCCCUUGAACUCGAUCUGGGCCCAUCCAUCCUGGACGAUGUGCUCAACAUAAUGGAUAAACCCGCAGUGAAGAGCAGGCCUUGAGCUGCGCUGAGGCCCCAAGAGGAGAAAGGGAAUUAUUAAACUAUAGCCAUGAGGAGAGAAAGACUCAAAAAGCAAUCAAAAUGGUGUCUGGAUAUAUCAUUGAGAUGAAAAUGAGCUACAAUAGACAGAGCUGCUUAUGUUUUUAUUGUCAAAACAUAUAACUAUUCUAGCUUCUAUGGAGUGUUGAUUCUUCUUUUUUGUUUGCCAUGCCAGCUGCAUGUUUAAAAUGCAUGUACUAUUGAGUUACAGCUAAAACACAGCCAUCGUGCCUUUGACUGUAAAAAUGCUACAUGAUAGAUUUGUGUUCUUACGUUGACUCCCACAGCAUAUACAUAAUAACUUUGAGGUCCUUUUGCUUCUUUAUUUUUUUUUACACAUUGUUAAACAUAUUGCAUUUUGUGACUUUAAGUGUGUUUAACAAAGCUUUAUUUUGUUUGUCACAUAAUUCAUUUGCCACAUGACUAUUUCAAACAACAGAACACUAUGCAUAUUUGUGUUUUUAAAAUUUUAACACAAAUAAAUUCCUUUUGUCCUA
Messenger RNA from Dicentrarchus labrax (European seabass), 3619 nucleotides. RefSeq names its product CDC42 effector protein (Rho GTPase binding) 3 (gene cdc42ep3). The transcript has 2 exons. The record is from RefSeq and is a predicted model, not a curated record. NCBI's taxonomy places the organism in Eukaryota, Metazoa, Chordata, Actinopteri, Moronidae. The coding region runs from base 2011 to 3084 and encodes 357 amino acids.